Molecule: messenger RNA, 1732 nt
Organism: Chrysochloris asiatica (Cape golden mole)
Lineage: Eukaryota; Metazoa; Chordata; Mammalia; Afrosoricida; Chrysochloridae
Gene: DUSP7
Product: dual specificity phosphatase 7
Exons: 3
Coding region: 1-1254 (417 amino acids)
Biological process (GO): protein dephosphorylation; negative regulation of MAPK cascade
Cellular component (GO): cytosol; cytoplasm
Molecular function (GO): MAP kinase tyrosine/serine/threonine phosphatase activity; protein tyrosine/threonine phosphatase activity
Source: RefSeq, a predicted model, not a curated record
AUGAAAAACCAGCUCCACGUCCCCCCAGCGCGGGCGCACAUGUCGGCCUCUGGGACGGCGGCGGCGGGGGGCACCGGGGCGGGGUCCGAGCCCGGUGCAGGGUCUGGGUCCGGGGCGGGCGCGGUGACGGGAGCGGGAGCGGGAGCCAUGCCUUGCAAGAGUGCCGAGUGGCUGCAGGAGGAACUGGAGGCGCGCGGCGGUGCGUCGCUGCUACUGCUCGAUUGCCGACCGCACGAGCUCUUCGAGUCGUCGCACAUCGAGACGGCCAUCAACCUGGCCAUCCCGGGCCUUAUGCUGCGCCGCCUGCGCAAGGGCAACCUGCCUAUCCGCUCCAUCAUCCCCAACCACGCCGACAAGGAGCGCUUCAGCACGCGCUGCAAGGCAGCCACCGUGCUGCUCUACGACGAGGCCACUGCCGAGUGGCAGUCCGAGCCCGGGGCUCCCUCCUCUGUGCUUGGCCUACUCUUGCAGAAGCUGCGUGACGACGGCUGCCAGGCCUACUACCUCCAAGGUGGUUUCAACAAGUUCCAGACGGAGUACUCUGAGCACUGCGAGACCAACAUAGACAGCUCGUCCUCCCCGAGUGGCUCACCGCCCACCUCAGUGCUGGGUCUGGGGGGCCUCCGUAUCAGCUCUGACUGCUCAGACGGCGAGUCAGACCGAGAGUUGCCCAGCAGUGCUACGGAGUCAGAUGGCAGCCCUAUGCCGUCCAGCCAGCCGGCCUUCCCCGUCCAGAUCUUGCCCUACCUCUAUCUUGGCUGUGCCAAGGACUCCACCAACCUGGACGUGCUUGGCAAGUACGGCAUCAAGUACAUACUCAAUGUCACUCCCAACUUGCCCAACGCCUUUGAGCACGGCGGCGAGUUCACCUACAAGCAGAUCCCCAUCUCUGACCACUGGAGCCAGAACCUCUCCCAGUUCUUCCCUGAGGCCAUCAGCUUCAUUGACGAGGCUCGCUCCAAGAAAUGUGGUGUCCUGGUGCACUGCUUGGCAGGCAUCAGUCGCUCAGUGACGGUCACCGUGGCCUACCUGAUGCAGAAGAUGAACUUGUCACUCAAUGACGCCUAUGACUUUGUCAAGAGGAAAAAGUCCAACAUCUCGCCCAAUUUCAACUUCAUGGGGCAGCUGCUGGACUUUGAGCGGACGCUGGGGCUAAGCAGCCCAUGUGACAACCACACCCCCAGUGGGCAGCUCUACUUCUCCACUCCCACCAACCACCACUUGUUCCCACUCAACACACUCGAGUCCACGUGAGGCACCUCCCUACCCCUCCACAGGGCCAGGUGGGAGGGCCUAAGCCUUCUCCCGCUGACCUAAGGAACCCUCAGACACCGCCUGUGCCCGGCAGCCCAGACUGCUAGGCGGCUGAACUUGACUCGCCACCCGGCAGUGGACAGAGCCCACAGGCCAGGCCUCCCUCCGCAGGACUUUCUGGAGAGGUCUGAAACUCUCAGACAUGUGACUUUGGGGGUCCAGCAGGCCUCACCCUUCUUUAGGAUACUCCUUUCUGCUGAUGGCCCGGCCAACUUGGCUAUUUUUAAAGACAUAUUCACAGACCUGAGUUUACUUUUUAUUUUUGUCAGGUAAAUCAAAGCUCCCUGGAGUACAGAGUGUUCAAACUCUUAUGAUUUUUCUUUCUUUUUUUUUUUUUUUUUUUUUUGCUUUUUAACAAAAAGUGUUCUUUCCAGGUUACAUGCAACAGUGGAUUGUGUAAAUCAGUAUUUCAUCCCUU